Carlito syrichta (Philippine tarsier) is the source of this 7809-nucleotide messenger RNA. RefSeq names its product zonadhesin (gene ZAN). NCBI's taxonomy places the organism in Eukaryota, Metazoa, Chordata, Mammalia, Primates, Tarsiidae. The record is from RefSeq and is a predicted model, not a curated record. Gene Ontology annotation, molecular function: protein binding. Gene Ontology annotation, cellular component: membrane.
AAGCCUCCGGACUUGAAACCGGUCAUUCGCAGCUCUAGGGACAACUAUCGUUUCACCCAGUGUGAUUUUGAGGACGACUCCAAACCCCUCUGUGACUGGUCCCAAGUGUCUGCAGAUGACGGAGACUGGGUUCGAGCCAGCGGGCGCUCCCUUACUGGCAUCACCGGGCCUCCCGGGGGGUACCCCAAUGGAGAGGGCAGCUACCUGCACAUGAAAGCCAACGACUUCCACCGGGGCGGAGUGGCCCGCCUGCGCAGCCCUGAUCUGUGGGUGCAAGGCCCCCUCUGCGUGCGUUUUGCCUACCACAUGUUCGGGCUGUCGUGGGGCGCCCAGCUCAGACUGCUGCAGCUCUCAGGCACGCUGGGCAGCCGCCCCAACGUGCUCUGGAAACACACGAACACCCAGAGCCCCUCUUGGGUACCAACUGCUGUCACAGUGCCUGCAGGGCUCGCUCUGCCCCUCCAGCUGAUGUUUGAGGGAACGAGGGGCAGUACUGCUUACCUGGACAUCGCCCUGGACGCCGUCUCCGUGGAGCAGGGUUCCUGCAGCCGGGUCUGCAUGAUGCAGAUGUGCAGUUUUGACAUUCAAAACGAUCUCUGUGGCUGGAGCUGGAUUCCAACACUCUCUGGGGCCAAGUGGACCCAGAAGAAGGGGCCAUCAGGGAAGACAGGCGUCGGGCCUGAUGACGACUUCUCUAACCCUGGUAGUGGCUACUACAUGCUCCUGGAUCCCAAGGAUGCAAAGCCAAAGCAGAAAGCUGUCCUCCUGAGCCCCGCGAGCCAGUCCUCCGGCUGUCUGAGCCUUUCCUUCCACUACACCCUGCGGGGCCAGUCUCCUGGUGCAGCCCUCCACGUUUAUGCUUCAGUCCUGGGCAGCAUCCGGAAACACAGUCUCUUCUCGGGACAGCCUGGACCCAACUGGCAGCCUGCUUCUGUCAAUUACACAGCUCAGGGACAGAUACAGUUCACCGUGGUGGGCGUGUUUGGAAAGAUCCCAGAGCCGGCGGUGGCAGUAGAUGCGAUCAGCAUUGCUCCCUGUGGGGAGAGCUUUCCUCAGUGUGACUUUGAAGAUGAUGCUCACCCCUUCUGCGACUGGGUCCAGAUUUCGAGGAAUGGUGGUCACUGGGCCCGGGGACCUGCCCACAGCACAGGCCCCUCAGAUUUCCCUGAUGCAGGGGGUCACUAUAUCUACCUCGAGGCUGAUAAGUUCUCCCAGCCAGGACAGUCUGUCAGUCUGCAGAGCCGGCCCUUCUGUGCCCCGGGUGACAUCUGUGUGGAGUUCGCUUACCACAUGUAUGGUCUUGGGGACGGCACUACACUCAGGGUCCUGUUGGGGAGUCCCGUGGGCAGCACCCCGGUUUCUCUCUGGAGCCGCAUUGGGUCUCAGAGGCCUUACUGGCAGAACGUCUCAGUCACCAUCCCUUCAGGAUAUCAUCAGCCCAUGCAGCUACUUUUUAAGGCCAUCAGGGGUAGCAACACUGCCUUUAUCGUUGCCGUGGGUUUCAUCUCGAUCAAUCACGGGACUUGUCUAGCACCAGCACCCACAGUGCUUCCGACCGAAUCUCCAGCUCCCUCUACUGGCCCUUCUGAAACCAUUGGCCUCACAGAAAAACCCACCAUCUCCAUAGAGAAACCUACAGUCCCCACUGAAGAGACUACCAUCUCCGCUGAAAAACCCACUGUCCCCACAGAAAAACCGACUGUCCCCCCGGAAAAGCCCACUCUCCCCACGGAAGAGCCCGCCACCCCCACGGAAGAGCCAACUACCCCCACUGAAAAUCCCACUGUCCCCACAGAAAUACCUACGACCCCUCCUGAAGAGACCACUGUUCCCACAGAAAAGCCUCCCAUUCUCACUGAAAAACCCACUGUCCCCACAGAGACACCCAUCCCUACUGAAGAGCCCACCCUCCCCACAACAGAGCCUACUACUGUCCCCACUGAAAAUCCCACUCUUCCCACAGAAAAACCCACCAUUCCCACUGAAGAGACCACCCUCCCCCCAGAGGAGACUGCCAUCCCCACUGAAAAACCCGCUGUCCCUACAGAGAAAUCCACUGUCCCCACUGAAGAGACCAUUCUCCCCACAGAAGAGCCUACCAGCCCUACUGAAAAACCCGCUGUCCCCACUGAAGAGACCACUAUCCCCACAGAAAAACCCACCACUCCCACAGAAAUAUCCAUCGCCCCUACUGAAGAGGCCACCAUCUCCACAAAAAACCCCACCAUCCCUCCUGAAAAGCCCACGGUCCCCACUGAGAAACCCAUAAUCUCCACGGAAGAGCCCACUGUUUCCACUAAAAGACCCUCUGUCCCCACUGAAAAACCUACUGUCCCCCCUGAAAAGCGUACCAUCUCCACAGAAAAACUCACAGCCACCCCGCCACCCCACCCUAGCCCAACACCCAUUGGACCAGCAGUCUUGGUGACGACACCAAGUGCUCCAAUGGUCUCCAUGACAAGUGUGAACCCGGUCACCGUCACAACCCCUGGACCUACUACAGAGAACUGCCCCCCAGAUGCCCACAAUGAAUCCUGCGCCUGCCCUGCGUCCUGCGAGAACCCCAGGCCCAGCUGUGAGUUCCCCUGCCGGGGGGGCUGUGUCUGCAAUCCUGGCUUUUUGUUAAAUGACAGCCAUUGCAUCAAUGCCUCUUCCUGCAGUUGCUUCUACCACAACAACUCCUAUGAGCCUGGGACAGAGUGGUUCAACCCCAACUGCACAGAACGUUGCCACUGCUGGCCUGGUGGUAGGAUUGAGUGCCAGACCUCACAGUGUGAGACAAACACAGUGUGCCAGCCGAAGAAUGGCCAGUAUGGAUGCCAUGCCUAUGCAGGCACUGCCACCUGCUUGGUCUAUGGAGACCCUCAUUAUGUCACCUUUGAUGGGAGGCACUUUGGCUUCAUGGGUAGAUGCACCUACAUCUUGGCCCAACCCUGUGGCAACUCAACAGAUCCAUUCUUUAGGGUGACGGCGAAGAAUGAGGAAUGGGGACAGGAAGGCGUGUCCUGCCUGAGCAAAGUCUACGUGACCCUGCUGGAGACCACCAUCACCCUACUCAAGGGCAGACGUGUGCUGGUAGCGGGUCAGCAAAUCACCCUCCCAGCCAUGCCUUCCAAAGGCGUCUUCCUGGGUGCCAGUGGGCGAUUUGUGGAGCUGCAGACGGAGUUUGGACUGCGGGUGAGAUGGGAUGGCGACCAGCAGCUGGAUGUGACUGUGUCCAGCAUCUACUUUAACAAACUCUGCGGUUUCUGUGGAAACUAUGACGGCAACGGUGACAACGACCACCUGAAACCGGACGGCAGCCCAGCACGAGACGAGGAGGAGCUGGGGAACAGCUGGCAGACAGCCGAGGACGAGGACCGGGAGUGCCAGCAUACCCGGGUGAAUCUCCCGUCCUGCGACUCAGCUUUGCAGAACAGCAUGUCGGGGCCAGAGUUCUGUGGACAGCUGGUCGACACCCACGGCCCAUUUGCGACCUGUCUGCUUCACCUGAAGGCCGCCUCCUUCUUUGACAACUGCCUGUUUGACAUGUGCAGCUUCCAGGGGCUACAGCACAUGCUGUGUGCUCAUAUGUCGGCCAUGACCUCGGCCUGCCAGGACGCUGGCUACGCCGUGAAGCCCUGGAGGAAACCCCACUUCUGCCCUCUGGCCUGCCCACCCAACAGCAGGUACUCGCUGUGUGCCAAGCCAUGCCCUGACACCUGCCGUUCAGGGUUCUCCGGCACGUUCUGCCCAGACCGGUGCGUGGAGGGCUGCGAGUGCAACCCUGGCUUCGUCCUCAGUGGCCUCGAGUGUGUCCCCCGCACCCAGUGUGGGUGCCUCGACCCCACGGGGAACUACUUCAAGGUUGGGCAGCAGUGGUACAAGCCAGGCUGCAAACAGCUCUGUGUCUGUGAAGGCAACAACAGUAUCGUCUGCCACCUCUGGGGGUGCAGAGCCCAGGAGGUCUGCAGCCAGCAGGAUGGCGUCUACAGCUGCCACGCCCGAGGUUAUGCCACCUGCACUGUCUCGGGUGACCCCCACUACCUGACAUUCGACGGAGCCCUCCACCAUUUCAUGGGCACCUGCACCUACAUCCUGACUCGCCCUUGCUGGUCCAGGCCCCAAGAAAACUACUUUGUUGUGAGCACCACAAACGAGAACCGCGGGGGGAACUUAGAGGUCUCCUUCGUCAAAGCCGUCCACGUGAAUGUCUUCAACCUCAGAAUCUCGCUGCUCAAAGGCUGCAGGGUCAUGCUGAACGACCGUCGGGUGGCCCUGCCUGUGUGGCCGGCGCAAGGCCAAGUGUCCAUAAGGCCCAGCGGCUCCUCUGUCCUCCUCUACACAAACUUCGGUCUCCGGAUCCGCUAUGACGGGAACCAUUUGGUGGAAGUGACCGUCCCCUCCUCCUACGCUGGCCGGCUCUGCGGAAUGUGUGGGAACUACAAUAACAACAGCUUGGAUGACAACCUGCGCCCGGAUAGAAAGAUUGCGGGCAACUCCAUCCAGCUGGGGGCCUCUUGGAAGUUAUCUGAGUCCUCUGAACCUGGCUGUUUCCUCAUGGGUGGCAAGCCCUCCAGCUGCCAGGAAAACGGCAUGGCAGACGCCUGGAAUAAGAACUGUGAGAUCUUAACGGACCCUCAGGGACCCUUCUCUAAGUGCCACCAGGUGGUGUCCCCGCAGUCCAGCUUUGCCAGUUGCCUGCAUGGCCAGUGUGGGACCAAAGGCGACACCACAACCCUGUGCCGCUCCCUGCAGGCCUAUGCGGCCCUCUGCGCCCAAGCUGGCCAGGCUCCUGCCUGGCGGAACAGAACUUUCUGCCCUCGGAAGUGUCCACCUGGCAGCACCUACAGCCCCUGUGCCAGCCCCUGCCCGGCCACCUGCCUCAGCGUGAGCACCCCAGGGGACUGCCCAGCGGUGCUGCCCUGUGCCGAGGGCUGCGAAUGUCAGAAGGGCCACAUUCUGAGUGGAACCUCCUGCGUGCCCUUUGGCCAGUGUGGCUGCACUGACUCAAGGGGCUUCUACCACCUGGUGGGAGAAAGCUGGUACACAGACAGCGCCUGCACCAGGCUCUGCACCUGCUCCGUCUACAACAACGUCACCUGCCACCCAACCACCUGCAAACCCACCCAGAUGUGCUGGCCCCAGGAUGGAUUGCUCCGCUGCCGGGCCUCAGGUAUGGGAGUGUGUCAGCUGUCAGGGAAAUUCCAGUAUGUGAGCUUUGAUGGCAGGAACCAUUCCAUCCAGGACACCUGCCCGCAUGUCCUGAUGAAAGUGUGCCACCCCACCAUUGAUCUGACUUUCUUCAAGAUCAGUGCCAAGAACGAGAAGCAGGAAGGUGGAACCGAGGCUUUCCACCUUCACCAGGUCUACAUUGACAUCUCCAGUUCCCAGAUCAUCCUGCAAAAGAACCACCAUGUUCUGAUCAAUGACAAACAGGUCACCCUUCCCGCGGUCUCCCAGAUCCCGGGGGUCCGGGUCACAUCCAGCGGCAGCUACACCUUGGUCAACUUUAGGAUUGGAGUGCAAGUCAAGUUUGACGGAAAUCAUUUCUUAGAGAUUCAAAUCCCUGCAGCCUAUUAUGGAAAGGUCUGCGGUGUAUGCGGGAAUUUCAACGGCGAGGAAGAGGAUGAGCUAAUGAUGUCCAGUGAUGAACUCACCCAGAGUGAUGGCGAAUUUGUGAACAGUUGGAAGGAUAAGGAUAUCGACCCAAAUUGUCAGAACAUCCAAGUAGUUGACCAGCAGAUCCAAACAGAACCGCCAGAGAACCUGAGUGGAAAUUGCAGACCAGCUGACUUUGACAGGGCCCGGGAAAAAUGUGAGGCAGCCCUCGGGGCUCCCACCUGGGCCCAGUGUGCCUCCCGUGUGGUCCUCAAGCCCUUCCUGGUGGGCUGCACAAACAACCUCUGUGAGUUUGGAGGCUUACACAGUGCCCUCUGCGAGGCUCUGCAAGCCUUCGGAGCCGCCUGCCAGAGCCAGGGGCUCAAACCCCCACUCUGGAGGAAUAGCAGCUUCUGCCCUCUGGAGUGCCCCACCUACAGCAGCUAUACCAACUGCCUUUCCUCCUGCCCACCGUCAUGCUGGGACCUGGACGGCCGGUGCGAGGGCGCCAAAGUCCCCACCUCCUGCGCUGAGGGCUGCAUUUGCCAGCCCGGCUAUGUGCUGAAUGAGGACAAGUGUGUGCCCAGAAGUCAGUGCGGCUGCAAGGACGCCCAGGGCGGCUCCAUCCCCCCGGGCAAGACCUGGAUCUCCAGUGGCUGCACUGAGAACUGUGUCUGCACAGCGGGAGCCAUUCAGUGUCGGGACUUCCGAUGCCCCUCUGGGUCUCACUGCCAGCUCAACUCUGACAACAGCAACAGCAUCUGUGCACCCGAUAAGUCGGACCAAUGCUCAGUCUUCGGGGACCCUCAUUACCGCACGUUUGACCGCCUCAGCUACCGCUUCCAGGGCCAAAUGUCCUACAUUCUCAUCAAGACCGUAGACGUGCUCCCCGACGGGGUGGAGCCCUUGCUUGUGGUGGGGCGCAACAAGGUGUAUCCACCCUGGAGCCCCAUCUUCUUGCAUGAAGUGAUUACAACCGUCUACGGCUAUAAAGUCCAGCUCCAAGCUAGCCUGGAGCUUGUGGUCAACAACCAGAGAAUGGCCGUCCCCUACAGGCCUGACGAGCACCUGCGGGUCACCCUGAGCGGCCAGCGGCUGUAUCUGGUCACCGACUUCGAGCUGGUCGUCAGCUUCGACGGAAGGAGAAAUGCAGUGAUCUCCCUGCCCAGCAUGUACCAAGGUCUGGUGCGGGGCCUGUGUGGGAACUACGACGAGAACCGCAAGAACGAGAUGAUACUGCCCAGCGGAGCCCUGACGCAGAACCCCAACACCUUCGGCAACAGCUGGGAGGUGAAGACAGAGGACUCCCUCCUCCGCUUCCCCAGGGCCACACCAGAGGAGGAAGUGGGAGAAGGAGGAGAGCCCGGCUUCCGUGCGUCAGAAUGCAGCCCGCUGCAGCUGGCACUCAACAGCACCCGAGCCUGCGGGGUGCUGGUGGACCCCCAGGGCCCCUUUGCUGCCUGUCACCAGACAGUGGCCCCAGAGCCCUUCCAAGAGCACUGCGCGCUGGAUCUGUGCUUGGCCCGGGACCCCAGAGAGCAAGAGGAGCGGCGUUGCCAGGUCCUCAGCGGCCUUGGCGUGUCCCGCUAACACCGUGUAUCAGAGCUGUAUGACGCCCUGCCCAGCUUCCUGUGCCAACCUGGCAGCCCCCAGGGACUGUGACGGCCCCUGUGUGGAAGGCUGCGCCAGCAUCCCCGGCUAUGCGUACAGCGGCGCCCAGAGCCUCCGCUGGCCCACUGCGGCUGCACCAGCAAAGGCGUUUACUACCAGCUGGGCGACAGCUUUGUGACGGAGGAUUGCUCUCAGCGCUGCACCUGUGCCAGCUCGGGGGUCCUACAGUGUGAGCGCUUUGGCUGCAGCUCUGGGGAGACCUGCUCCCUGGGGAACCACACCCGUGGCUGCUUCCGAGAAAGCCCCUGCCUACGGAACCCCUGUCAGAAUGACGGGCAGUGUCGGGAACAGGGAGCCAGCUUCACCUGCGAGUGUGAACUUGGCUAUGGGGGAGACCUCUGCACGGAGCCUCGGGACGCCCCACCCCGCAGAAAGCCAGCAUCUAACUUUGUGGUUGUCCUAUUGGGAAUACUCGUGCCCAUGGUGGUCAUACUGCAGGCAGUGGCCAGAAAGUGCAUUUACAGAAUGAAGAGGAGAAGGGAGAAAAUGGAGAGCCAGAACAAAGAUAGGUUGGCCAGCCUGGUAGACACAGAUAUUGUUCCGGGCUGUGUCUUCUGA